Messenger RNA from Triticum aestivum (bread wheat), 1654 nucleotides. RefSeq names its product protein FAR1-RELATED SEQUENCE 5-like. The transcript is spliced from 2 exons. The record is from RefSeq and is a predicted model, not a curated record. Bases 423 to 1517 code for a protein of 364 amino acids. NCBI's taxonomy places the organism in Eukaryota, Viridiplantae, Streptophyta, Magnoliopsida, Poales, Poaceae.
AAAUGCUUGAUCUCAAUGAGUUGCCUCCAGAUCUCAAUGAGCUUCCUCAUGAUAUGGAUCAGCAGCAACCCAGCAUACAACAAGGAAACUGGACAGAAAAUGGUCGAUCUGUUUACUACACGCAGGCAAGUCGUGAUGGUAACCCUACGGGCCAUGACAAUGUGGCAGGCCAGUCAUCAGCCCGUGGUGCCCCUGUAGUGGUGUCUUUGCAGUCAGAGAGCCAUACUCUUGAUGACACAGGAACCGAGGCAAAUGUUCCUGGUCCAGCCAGGACUGAGCUAGGAGCUCGGGCUGUUGACGGAGCUGUGCAAGUAGAAGAAGGAGAGGAUGAGGCUGGUUCUCAACCUAUGGAACCCUAUGUUGGCAUGAGGUUUGACAGCCUUUAAAUUGCUAAGGAUCACUACAACAGUUACGCACUACGGAUGGGUUUCUCUAUCAAGAUGAACACUUCUAGACGGACACACCGCACCAAUGAAUUGAUAAAACAACAGUUUUGCUGCAACAAGUUUAAGAAACCCAAAGCUGAUGAUGGAGAAGCUGAGGCUCCUCCUUAUCUGGACCCUAUUCCAGAUCCAACAUCUGUUAACAGUGAUAAGGAGAUGGAAGAAGAACCUCCAAUAUUUGCUGAAGAGGAGGCUGGUACUAGUAAGAAGAAGAAGAAGCGCAAACGCGAGACAAUAAAGCAGACUGAAUGCAAGGCGAAAAUGUUGGUGAAGCUGAUAGAUGGGCGAUGGGAGGUGACGCACUUUGUUCAUGACCACAAUCAUCCACUCGUGAACAAACCUUCAUUGUCCAAAUACUUGAGAUCCCACCAAGGCAUCUCACCUGAUGAAAAGGAGUUUCUGUGCAUCUUGUAUAACUGCAACUUGACUACAGGACGAAUGAUGCAUGUCAUGGCAGAGUUCUAUGGAUCUGAGAUGAUGGUGCCGUUCGGACCAAAGGCAAUAACAAAUCUUUGUACAAGUUUCCGUAGAGAUGACACAAAGGAGGGUGAUCUGAUUGAGACAAUUGCGCACUUCAAGGAUAUACAAAAAACCGAUCCAGACUUCUUCUAUAAGGUGAAAUAUGAUGAAGAGGACAGAGUUGUCAACAUAUUUUGGGUGGACGGCUUAGCUCGAAAAGCUUAUGCGGAGGCGUACCACGAUUGCAUAUCGUUUGACACCACCUACAUGACCAACUUGUACAAUAUGCCGUUCGCGCCCUUCAUAGGAAUAAACCGACAUGGCCAAUCUUUCAUGCUGGGUUGCGCGUUUGUGAGGCAGGAGUUGGCAUCGAGCUUUGAUUGGGUCUUUGGAGCAUUUUUAGAGGCUGUGGAUGGCAAACCUCCUGACAACUUCAUCACCGAUCAGGAUGGUGCGAUGAGGCAGUCAAUACAGAGCAUCUUUCCAACCACCGUGCACCGUUGUUGUCGAUGGCACAUCAUGAAAAGGCUCAGGAAAAGGUUGGUUGGUUGCUGUGCCAGAAUCCAGGACUCUCUGAUGAUUUUAACAAGUGUGUUGACUUCAGCUUCACUAUAGACGAGUUUGAGCAGAAUUGGACUGGGUUAAUGAUGAAGUAUGAGGCUAUGGCACACACGCACUUUGAGAAGUUAUACGAAUACAGGUCAACUUGGGUGCCGUGCUACUUCAAACACAGAUUCUUUCCCUUCCUCCAG